Messenger RNA from Polyodon spathula (Mississippi paddlefish), 557 nucleotides. Its product is annotated as MAPK regulated corepressor interacting protein 2-like. The record is from RefSeq and is a predicted model, not a curated record. NCBI's taxonomy places the organism in Eukaryota, Metazoa, Chordata, Actinopteri, Acipenseriformes, Polyodontidae. The coding region runs from base 1 to 309 and encodes 102 amino acids. The transcript is spliced from 4 exons.
AUGCACAGCCCAGCUCUGAAGCUUGUGUUCAACCGGGUGAACGGCAAGCGCUACCACACGCCACAGCCACAGACAGACUGCCAGGGCGAGGGCUACACAGCAGCACACGAGGACAAUGUCAAGUUUGUUUACGAAGCCUGGCAAGAGGUGGAGCAGCGGCUUGGAGACUCGCGAGGGGCAGAGAACGGGCACGGACCUGUCCAGUAUACAGACAAGUCACCCAACCCCAGCUUAAAGAAUUUCGUCCCCAUUGAUCUGGAGGAGUGGUGGGCGCAGCGUUUUUUGGCCAAUAUUGUGAAUCAGUCCUGAAGGGCCCAUUCAGCUCCAGAUCAGAUUCAGGUGCCUGUCCCUGGAUGAUGUCUUUCUGGGCUCUCAGAACCAGCUUCAGUGGCAAGAGAAACCGGACACAAGCUCGGUAACCGCACUGCCACGGUGACACGCAGCUCAACGCUGGCCUUGCACCUUGCUGAAACUGCACAUUCAGAUGUUUUUUUUUUGUUUGUUCUUGAAACAAGCUUUGUCAUAGCUAAAGAAAAAAAAUUGUCUUGGCUGUUAUU